UUUUUUCUUCGUUUAGUUUGUUGGAGACUUGAAAUCAAGUGACUCAAAACUGCCAAUAUGCGAUACCACAAGGAUUUCGAUAGCUCAAACUUUGAACGCCAUGAGAUCAAAACCUAUCAACGCAAAGGUGACCAAGUCAGAAGUGAGUAUGAGCGACUUAACCCUGAUGGCACUGUCACCAAGACCGUAGCCUAUGGAGACUGUAAGGAGGGACUUAAGUACCGCACUUACCACAUGGGACUAGACGGCGUGGUACGGGAGAUCCCUCAAGAUGUGGUUCAACGAAUGAUGAACCUACAACAACAACCCCAGGUAGCUCCACCACCACCACCUCCAGCACCUCCUGCUCCGGAGAAACCAGCCAGGAAGGCAUUUGCUUUCAUGGUUGAACCAAAGGAAACUCAAGAUGGCCAAUCUAUCUGGAGAGUCAAACCUUUGCACAUCAAGACAAAGGAAUCCGCCCCAGCACCUCCUCCUUCUCCCCCAACACCACCACCUCCACCAGCUCAGGCGAAGGUAUUACCCUGGUGGUACGACACCCUCAAGGAAGCGAUCAACGAAAGCAUGAAGGAAGACAAGGCACGUAUCCCCAAGCCGGAACCCCCUCCAGUGCCUGAACCCAAGAAGGUUUCUUCCAAACGCAUCUUUGAUUGGCUGGACGAUGAUUUCUUCGCUCUCAAGCCAUUCAAGGCCGCCCCAAAGCCAAAGUUGUUCGACAACUUGUUGGGGGAUUUUGACAAGCCGCUGCUAGACGUGUUCAACACUCCUCUGCUAGAUGAUUUUUGAAAAAUAAAUUUUUGUGCAAUAAAUUUUCAAAGUGUGA
Macrosteles quadrilineatus (aster leafhopper) is the source of this 823-nucleotide messenger RNA. RefSeq lists its product as uncharacterized. The record is from RefSeq and is a predicted model, not a curated record. Lineage: Eukaryota; Metazoa; Arthropoda; Insecta; Hemiptera; Cicadellidae. The transcript is spliced from 3 exons. The coding region runs from base 58 to 786 and encodes 242 amino acids.